This is a messenger RNA of Vitrella brassicaformis, 2148 nucleotides long. Lineage: Eukaryota; Vitrellaceae. The record is from the annotation of a GenBank genome assembly.
CUUGAAGGCUGCCUGCAACAGCUGAAUCUACAGCUGAUCUACGCUUUGGUUUGCCGUUCGUAUGUUCAGGCAUGAUCCUCUGCCUUUCACGACACGACUCCUCUGGAAGCAUUUUGUGACCAUUCUGCUGAGUGUUGGCAGCCGACACUCGCUUCUGCAAGAGGUAUCGGCGCUCUCGAGUCGGCUGUCGAGUACUUUUGUCCCAGUGUCGCAUCGGCGCUCCUGCUUCAUGUGCACGACGACGGCCGGCAGCAAGAGGGUGGCUGUGAUAGGGGCCGGAGCAGGUAGGGAUUACAAAACAGCAACACCAGCCAGCGACCCAUUGUUGCUCGUGUGUGUUUGGGUUGUCGCUGCAGGUGGUCUGGUGGCGGCAAAGCUGCUCCGUGACGACGGGUUUGCCGUCAGGGUGUUUGAGUCGGCCGACCAGCUGGGCGGCAUAUGGGUGUACGACAAGGCAUCGCCACUCUACAAGUCGCUGCGGACAAACAUCCCAAAAGAGAUCAUGGCCUACUCCGACUUCCCCUUCGACGCAGGCCUCCCGUCGUUCGUCAAGCACACGGACGUCCUGGCUUAUCUGCGGUCGUACGCCGACCACUUCGCCCUUCACGACAUGAUCAGCCUGUCCACGCCUGUAGAAACAGCCGAGUAUGUGAGUGGGGAGAGCGGCCAAGGGUGGAGAAUCAACGGCGAGGAGGCCCUGUAUCCCUCGCUGUUUGUGUCUAAUGGACACUACAACACGCCGCGGUAUCCCAGGCUGGUCAAGAAUGAGUUUCGUGGCCUGGUGACGCACUCCAAGUUCUACAAAGAGCCGUCGCCUUAUGCUGAUCAGCGUGUGCUGGUGGUGGGGGGCGGGCCCAGCGGAGUAGGUAAGCAAACACACAAAACAGCAAUCAGAGGAAGGAAGGACACACGGGUCCUCUCCGCUCAUUCGUCUUCUGCCGGUGCAUCAGAUCUGGCAUGGGAGCUGCACAGCGUGGCCAAGUCAGUUGUGUGGGCCGACAGCUCAUUCGCAGACCCCGAGACGGCAGAGGCGACAAAAAGCAAGUUGCCCAGCAACGUGGAGCUGGUGGGUCGUGUGGAGGGGUUGGAGGAGGACGGGCGCUAUCUCGUGAUUGGUCCGGACGGCUCCACUGUGACGAGCGACGACCGAGUCGACGCCGUCAUUUGGGCAACGGGCUACAAAUACGGUAUGGAGGCGAUGCACAACGGUCUACGCGAUGCACCCCGCUUCGCAUAUAGCAAGACAGGCAGACGGCAAAUGCUGCACGGCCACCCGUGUGUUUGUGUCGCUGCUUCUGGCAGAUUUUCCGUUCUUUUCUCCGUCAAGCGGUCUGAUCCCGUCCACAGAUGGCUCCCCCCAGCCCCUGUUUGACUCUCUCUACGUCCAUCUGUUCCACAAGGCCCACUCGGCCAGCCUGUUCUUCCUCGGCCUGCCUGUGCGCAUCAUCCCCUUCCCCAUGAUGGAGUCGCAGACCAAGGCUGCCAUCGCCGUCAUGAAGGGACGCGUCAAGACCGAGGUGAGGCAACGCAUGGAAGACAGACAAUCGCAUGUUUGUUAUGUGGUGUGUCACGUGAUUUCUUUAUCCAUGUCAGGAUUUGGCCUCCUUGCCCGUGUUUCCCUGGGUGAUGAGCAACGAGCAGUUCCCCUACUGUGCCCUGCUGGAGCAGCUGGCCAAGGGCACACACCACUCCUUCCCCCGCUCGACCGACCCGGCCAACGACCCCACAUAUGACACCAUGAAGCUGCCGCGAGACAUCGAGCUGCGCCGCCAGAUGUAUGCCGACUCGUCGCUGGCGAAGAGGAGGGUGCCUGGCAGAUACAGAGAGAGGAACUAUCGUGUGCUGGGGGCCAAGGGGGAGGGGGAGAUUGAGUGGGAGGUGACGGAGGUGCCCGAGCCGGUGGCGGCAUGAGAAAGGGGAGGGCGAGUCUAUGGUGUCGCUCUCUGCAUGCAGUUUUGGUGAUGCGUGUGGGCGUGGUGGUAAGCAGUUUUGGGUGCGAGAGACGAGUUCUUUUGCUCGUGUGUGAUGGUGUGUCGAUAUUUGUGCUGUUGCUCAUGAAGUGCCUGCUGUAAUGCAUGUAUGGAGACUGACAUUCUUCGCCCAGUGAAGCGGCUGUUCUGGCUGACAAAUGAAGGAACAUGCACAAUC